AUGUGGACCGGAGAGAGCAAGAAGAGGCCGACCGUGUCGCUCAGGGGAAGGAGCAAAGAAGAAGACCGGGGAGAGUUUCUGCGAAGGGCGAGGGCCCAACGGGAGGGGCGGGCGCGUGAGCGGCUCCACGUCUCCAGCGCGACAACAAUCCAGAAGGUUUGGAGGGGAAGGUCAUGCGUGGGAAAGUGGCGGCAAGACGAGCGCGAUGCGUGGGACAGGAAAAUGCACGACGUCGGUCGAGUCAAGGCCAUGCUCGCCGCGGCAGGAAAGGCGUUGCAGCUCCCACCAGCCGUUCUCCAGUCCUUACUCUCUCAGCUGGUCCACUUCCACGCCUUCCCGAGCGAUGCUGGCCGAUUUCGCGCCGCCAUGGACCUGGUGCUCGCCGCCGCCCCCGCGAGCGAUAACGCCACAACCCCGGGAGGCGCAGGUCUCUUCGCAGCUCAGCCGGCGUCUUCCAGCGGCAGCGACAACGACCGGCUCUUGGGGGACAACACGUGGUCGCUGCUGGUUACCCGGCUAGGGGCGGUGUGCCUGCAGUACAUGAGUCAGGUAUCGGCAACGGCGGCGGCGGCGGGGGGGCGGUCGCGGAAAAACGGCGCGGAAAGCCGGGAUAUCGGCGGCGGCGGCGGUGGCUGCGAAGGAGACGCAAUGGACGAUGCUGAGGGCGCGGAGGGUGCUGUAGUGGCCGGGGCGGAGUCGGCCGAGGUGGUCGAUGCCGCGGAGGUGGCUAUGCGGGGAUUCGCGCUGCUAGCUUCCCCGGCAGCUUGGCGGCAUCGAUGGUCGCUGUCCGAGCCGGUCGCUGUCAAACGGCGUUGCCGCGUGUUUCUUGCCUCGCUCGCGCUCGGCAGGGUGUUGAUGAGGACGCGGAGCAAGACGGGGGAGGAGGCGGGGCCUGGAGAAGCGUUAAGGAAACCCUCACCAACAGGAAGAGGAAGAGGAAGAGGAAGAGAAGGUCUUCGGUUGUCGCUACGGACGGAGAGGGAAAGGGUCGGCGGCGAGGGGAGUCGAGCGCCGACGCUCUUCGGAGUCCUCCGCGUCGCGUGGGACGCGGCAGUAGCGGAGGCCGGCGGGGGGGAGGGCAGAGCGACGCAAGCGGUGCGGCUGCUGUGUGCGUCCUCCUUCCAGAUUCUCGGGAUCGGCGUCGCGGAGGACGGGGAGAGCACGGCGCGCAUCGAGACCCGUCCGAUGUCGUCAUCAGCGGUAGCUGGAGGAGGAGCAAGAGCGGCUGCCGGGCCAGGCGGCGCGCACGAAACGGCGGUGCCGGACAGGCGACGGCUGCUGGAGGCGUUUGCGGCCGCCGUUCUGCCGGCACCGAGGCUGCUGGAGCACCCCUUGAGGGCGGCCCUGAUGGACCCGAUGUUAGGGGGCGACGGGGUGGCGUGGUGGGAGUUGGUGUCCGUGGCAGGGGAGGCCGUCGGGGCGGGGGGGACGGGGGGGGGUGGCGGCGCUGCUGCCAGGAGAAGGGAUGUCGCGUGGGCGGUCGCGAAUAUAUUGGAGGUGGACACGGGUAGCAGCGCGGAACGCGCCCCGUGCCUCGUGCGAGCCCUAUGCAGACUGCUGCGGAAGGUUUCCCUGCACGCCUUGCUACAGGGGGCGGGGAGGACGGGGGCGGCGGGAGCGGGGGGCGCUGGGAGGCAGAUGGAAUCGCCGGAGCUUACGGACGAUGACGAAGACGACGACGACGUCGCCAUGGACGAGGCGUUCUCGGGCGCGGCGUCGGAGCGAGGCGGAGCGAGGGCGGCACCCAGCGGCGGCGGCGGCGCAGGAGCGAAAGACGACUUCGGCGGCGGCAGGGACGUGCGCCUCGAGGCCAUCGUGCGGCGCCACCGUCGCCGCUGCGCCAUGCGGACCGAGUCGCUGGCGGCCCACCAGCAAUCGCUACGCGAAACGAAGGGCUCCUCCCGGGGGGGCUACUCGAGCGGUUCGAAGCGGUGUGUAAGCGGCGGCGGCGGUGACGAGAGGGAAAGUGCGGCGGCGAUGGUGUUCGAGGAGAUCGAGGCGAUGGCGGCGGCGGCGGGGAGGCUUGCCGACCCCGUCGUAGUCGGCAGGCUUUUCGACAGUAUCCUUCCCCCCGUUGCGCGGAGCUCGUCCGAGGGGCAGCAGACCGGCCUCGGCGGCGGCUCUCGCGCGGAGGCGUCUUCGAAAGCUCAAGCCGACCCCCGGGGGGGCAGCGCCGGGGCGGAGAGCCGGAGCGCGCUCGCCGGCGACGCAAAGGGCGAUGACAAUGACGACGACGACCCCGUCCUCGCCCUGUGCUCGUUGUACGCGGACCUGGUCAUGGACGGGGUGAGAGCGGCCGGGUCCGCCGCGGCCGCCGCCGGCGGCAGUAGCACCGCUGCGGGAGGCUCCUCCGCGGCCGCCGGAAAAUCGGCGGUGGCGCCCGGGAAGUCGGUGCUGAACGCGCUGGCCUUCGGAAGGCCUAAGGCUCCGAUCGCCGCGCGCCUGUGGGGCUACCUCCAGCGGGGGCAAGACCUCGCGGUGUACGCGAAGAGGGGGGCCGGCGGCGGCGGCGGCGGCAGCGACCGGGGAGGGGCGGGGAACAAGGCGGGAGGCGGAGGGAUGCAGUCGGCCCUGUUUUUGUUCUGCUCGGCGUGCAGCCACCAGCUGCUGGCGUUAGACGACGAGGAGUUCUACGAGAAGCAGAGGCCGCUGAAGCUCGAGGAGGUGCGCCAGCUCGCCGGUUUCCUGAAGGAGUGGCUUUGCCGGAUGUACUUGAUCGACCCGGUCAUCCCGCGGCUGCGGGAAGAUGGCUUGCCGUCCGAUCCCACCCUGGCCCUUCGGCAAUGCGAGGACCACCUCAGGGAGGCGCUACUGCUGCUGUCGGCCACGAGGCUCUUCAACCAACUCUACGACCGCAACACCAGGCGGGAGUUUUUGAAGGCGGAGUCUUGGUACUGGAAGGCUAUCUCAGCGGUCGACCUGUCACCUCCCGACCAAGGUGACCCAAGGGUGGCGUUCUUGAGCAAGGGAAACCUGGGCAUGGUCCUCGCCAACAUUCCUCAGGUGGUACCAUUCUUUCAGCGGGUGGGAAUCUUCCGCCAGAUGAUCGACGCCGAGAGAGAGGAGCACCAGGGGAGCUUGGCCUUCGCCCGGGGCUCUUCGCGCAUACGCGUCAGCAGAGACUCCCUCUACGAGGAUUCGGCGGAAGCACUCACCAAGCUAGGAUCGUUUCUGAAGGGAAGGAUCCAAGUGACGUUCAUGAACCAGCACGGCGUUGAGGAGGCCGGCAUCGACGGAGGGGGCGUUUUCAAGGAGUACAUGGACCUGCUCACAAAGAGGGCCUUCGACCCGCAGUACGCUCUCUUUGUCGCAACACAGGACCAGUACCUGUUCCCGAACCCCGCUGCAUCGAUGGUGGCGGACGACUACCUGUUCCACUUCGAGUUCCUGGGCCGAGUCCUUGCAAAGGCGGUGUUCGAGGACAUCUUGGUGGAGCCGCAGUUCAGCCCGGUGUUCCUGAACAAGCUUCUGGGGAGGUACAACUACAUCGACGACCUGUACAGCUUGGACCCGGAAGUUUACCGGAACCUCAUGCAGCUCAAGGGUAUCGUCCACAGCGGUGGGGAUGUGGCCGACCUCUGCCUUACGUUCAGCGCUAGCACCACCGCCUUCGGAGAGACGAAGGUGUGGGACCUGAUCCCUGGUGGCCGCGACGUGGCCGUCACCAAUGCGUCGGUGAUCUCGUACAUCCACCUGAUGGCGCACUUCAAGCUUAACGUGCAGACGGCUCGGCCGUGCAAGGCCUUCAUGAAGGGCUUCCGGGACUUGAUCCCGGUGGAAUGGGUCCGGAUGUUCAACCCCCAGGAGCUGCAGCGACUCAUCGGGGGGGAGGGAGGGCGCGCCAUCGACGUGGAAGACCUCAAGCGGAACACGCUUUACGCGGGGGGGUACCACAAAACCCAACCCGUGAUGCAGUGGUUCUGGGAAGCGAUCGAGUCUUUCAGCCCCGAAGAGCAGGGGCAGUUUCUCAAGUUCGUCACGUCCUGCUCGAGGCCGCCGCUGCUGGGCUUCGAGCGACUCAACCCCCCAAUCUGCCUGCAGAGGGUCCCCGAGGGAGACGAAGGGAGGCUGCCCUCUAGCGCAACGUGCAUGAACCUGCUCAAGUUGCCCCAGUACGAAGACCGGCAGACGUUGAGGGAGAAGCUGCUCUACGCUAUCAGCGCCAACGCUGGUUUUGAGCUCACGUAGAAGCCGCGCCGAAGGCCUUCUUGCUGAACACGGAGAUCCCGGGGCAGUAGUCAAGAGCAGUGCUGGCCGGGUUCCGAAGAUUCGAAACACGGAAAAAGCGGGUGUCUUUCUCCUUGCGAAAGGUUCUUGCAAUCUGUGCUGGCCCCUCGUCAGACUCAUCACCAAGGCACCGUGUUCGAAAGUAAACUCCGAUUGACGAUGCACAGCUUUCUUGUGAGCUCCCGAUAAAUGACGCACAUGUUGGCGGCAUCUUGCACGCUUUGUGUAUUUGGGUGAAAUCGCUGCAAUUGUUGACUCUCCGUGUUUGACGGCCGGGUGUUUGAGGCAUGACGUGGUUGGGUGCGGCCACUGCAACUAUCGCUGCUCCUUGGUAGGCAUAUGCACCGGUCAGCGAUGUUGACAGCCGCCACGUGACCCGCAACGGCUGAUUUUGAACGCUGCGCGAGUCUCGUGCAAAAGUGGCGGUGACGGCGGCUUUGGUUGACGGCCUGGAUCUGUUCUGUUCACCCCGUAGCGUGUUUCCGUGCAGAGUGUUUCGUAUGUGUUGAAUCCCUUUUUUUAUUUCUGAGGAAGCAUGUACUGCUGUAGACCUGUCUCUGAAAGUUUGGAGAAAAAAGACGGUGUUCGAGUUUCC
Ectocarpus siliculosus is the source of this 4822-nucleotide messenger RNA. NCBI's taxonomy places the organism in Eukaryota, Phaeophyceae, Ectocarpales, Ectocarpaceae. The record is from the annotation of a GenBank genome assembly.